This is a messenger RNA of Penicillium maclennaniae, 1497 nucleotides long. RefSeq names its product hemolysin III family protein. Bases 1 to 1497 code for a protein of 498 amino acids. The transcript has 2 exons. Gene Ontology annotation, cellular component: membrane. Gene Ontology annotation, molecular function: signaling receptor activity. The record is from RefSeq and is a predicted model, not a curated record. NCBI's taxonomy places the organism in Eukaryota, Fungi, Ascomycota, Eurotiomycetes, Eurotiales, Aspergillaceae.
AUGGCCUGCUCUGCGACCUCAAUGACUGUCGAAUCGUAUCCCGACACCGCCGUGUCCUCGUCUGCUGCCACUCCUGGCGAGGAUACCGGUCUUCUGCGAGACCGGCGACGGAGACACUCCUAUCAUGCCCCACGAAGACUCUCCUGUGACUCUCAGGAUGCCGAGUCUGUCUUCAUCAGGGUGGAACUAUUCCUCGCCGAACUUGAGCGCCGAAUGCACUGGAUCGAACAGUACCGCAAAUCUCACAUGGAUCAAAUUGACGCUAGUAUGAAGCGAGGAUAUGCCACCCUGGAAGCAGUGAGAGAUCAGUGCUCUAUCGCAUCGGGUGAGCUGAUGGGCAGCGGUAAAAAGCGUGCCAAGAUCCUAGUCGAGACCCUGGAGGAUCGAUACAACGAGGCCCUGGUGACCAAGGAAACCCUGGAGCAAAAGGCCCAGGCCGGGGUUCGAUUGAUGGAAUCGUUCCUAUCCGAACUCGAGAACCGUGCCCAUGCCGUUCGUGAUCGUGGCAUCUACGGGGCUUUGGAUGAUGGAUGGAAGGCUAUGGACUCGAAGUUGGUGCACGCUCGUGAAGUCGUGGACGAGGGGAUUGAGCGUGCUCGUUCUACGUUGCGGGAGAACAUCGACCAGGCAAUCAAACUGGCCCGGGAACAGCGACUGAUUACUUACUCUGAUCUACCCGAUCCCUGGCGCGUCAACCCUCAUAUCUUGAAGGGAUACCGCUUCACUGAAUCCAAGGUCGAGUGCGUUCAUUCGGUCUUUGCCUUCUCGAACGAGAUGGUCAAUAUCUGGUCCCAUGUCAUCGGACUCGUCAUCGUCCUGGCAAUCGCCUUCUACUUCUACCCGCUUCACACCAACUUUCACCUCAGCAGCAAAGCCGAUAUCAUGAUUGCGGCCGUCUUCUUCUUCGCCGCCUGCAAGUGCCUGGUCUGCAGUACCCUCUGGCACACCAUGAACAGCAUUGCCUCCCAGCCCUUGAUGGAACGUUUCGCCUGCGUUGACUACACGGGAAUUUCCCUCCUAGUAGCCGCCUCCAUCGUGACAACCGAAUACACCGCAUUCUACUGCGAACCUGUCUCUCGCUGGACCUACAUACUCCUCACCAUGUCCCUCGGCAUCGGCGGUAUCAUCCUUCCUUGGCACCCAACCUUCAACCGCCACGACAUGGCGUGGGCUCGCGUCGCCUUCUUCGUAACUCUCGCUCUGACCGGCUUCGCCCCUCUCGCCCAGCUCUCCUACACCCGCAGCUUCGAGUGGUGCCUCUAUUUCUAUGCCCCCGUCAUGAAGAGUAUCAUGGUCUACUUCGUCGGAGCCUGUGUUUACGCCUCCAAAGUCCCCGAGCGGUGGGCACCUGGUCUUUUUGAUUACUUCGGCGGCAGCCACAAUAUUUGGCACUUGGCUGUCUUGGGCGGUAUCCUCUUCCACUACUGCGCCAUGCAGGAUCUGUUUGCUGGUGCUUUUGUCCGCGCUCAGGGUGAAUGUCCCAAUUUGACUUCAUGA